CUUCCUAGGGAUGCGCAUCCGGGUCGCGCUAACGCCGCGGUUUCCUCUACCGUGUUGGUAGCACAGCGGCUCUGUGCCGGUCCCCAUGUCCUGCUGUGGGGCGUCUGCAGUCUUUCGAUUGUGAAGACUGCAGAGACCUGCAAUCCAGUCACAUACGUUUAAUAAAGAAAUAUUGGUCCUCAUGGAAGAAGAGCAAGAUUUGCCAGAGCAACCAGUGAAAAAAGCCAAGAUGCAGGAACCAGGAGAGCAAACUUUAAGUCAAACAGGCAACCCGGAUGUCAUUGACCAGAAACCUGAAACAUCAAACCUUGCUUCAAACCUUAGUAUGUCAGAGGAAAUUAUGACAUGCACCGAUUACAUCCCUCGCUCAUCCAAUGAUUAUACCUCACAAAUGUAUUCUGCAAAACCUUACACACAUAUCCUCUCAGUUCCUGUUUCGGAAACUGCUUACCCUGGACAGACUCAGUACCAGACACUACAGCAGUCUCAACCUUAUGCCGUCUACCCUCAGGCAACCCAAACAUAUGGACUACCUCCUUUUGGUGCAUUGUGGCCAGGUAUGAAACCCGAAAGUGGUUUAAUUCAGACUCCAUCUCCAAGUCAACACAGUGUUCUUACCUGCACUACAGGGUUAACCACAAGCCAGCCAAGCCCAGCACAUUAUUCUUAUCCCAUUCAAGCUUCAAGCACAAAUGCCAGCCUGAUAUCCACUUCUGCAAUGGCCAAUAUUCCAGCAGCAGCAGUGGCCAGCAUCUCAAACCAGGACUAUCCCACCUACACUAUUCUUGGACAGAAUCAGUACCAGGCCUGCUAUCCCAGUUCCAGCUUUGGAGUCACAGGCCAGAAUAACAGUGAUGCUGAGAGUACCACGCUAGCAGCUACUACAUACCAAGCAGAGAAGCCUGGUGCCAUGACACCUGCUCCAGCAGCUCAGAGACUUUCCUCUGCAGACCCUUCUACAAGCCCAUCUUUGUCCCAGACAACACCAAGUAAAGACACUGAUGACCAGUCCAGGAAAAACAUGACUGGCAAGAACCGGGGCAAGAGGAAAGCUGACGCCAGCUCCUCCCAGGACAGUGAAUUAGAAAGGGUAUUUUUGUGGGACUUGGAUGAAACCAUCAUCAUAUUCCAUUCCCUUCUUACUGGAUCCUAUGCCCAGAAGUAUGGAAAGGAUCCAACAGUAGUGAUUGGCUCAGGUUUAACAAUGGAAGAAAUGAUUUUUGAAGUGGCUGAUACACAUCUGUUUUUCAAUGACUUAGAGGAAUGUGACCAGGUACAUGUGGAAGAUGUGGCUUCUGAUGACAACGGCCAAGACUUGAGCAACUAUAGUUUCUCAACAGAUGGUUUCAGUGGCUCAGGUGGCAGUGGCGGCCAUGGUUCAUCUGUGGGUGUCCAGGGUGGUGUGGACUGGAUGAGGAAGCUGGCUUUCCGCUACCGAAAAGUGAGAGAAAUCUAUGAUAAGCAUAAAAGUAACGUGGGUGGCCUCCUCAGUCCCCAGAGAAAGGAAGCGCUGCAGAGAUUAAGAGCAGAAAUUGAAGUUUUAACAGAUUCCUGGUUAGGAACUGCAUUAAAAUCCUUGCUUCUCAUCCAGUCCAGGAAGAACUGUGUGAAUGUUCUAAUUACUACCACCCAACUGGUUCCGGCUCUGGCCAAGGUUCUCCUGUAUGGACUAGGAGAAAUAUUUCCUAUUGAAAACAUCUAUAGUGCUACCAAAAUUGGUAAGGAGAGCUGCUUUGAAAGAAUAGUGUCCAGGUUUGGAAAGAAAGUCACAUAUGUAGUGAUUGGAGAUGGACGAGAUGAAGAAAUUGCAGCCAAACAGCACAACAUGCCCUUCUGGAGGAUCACAAACCACGGAGACCUUGUGUCCCUUCACCAGGCCUUGGAGCUGGACUUUCUCUAAAAACUGGAAAGUGGAGCCUUCCUUGUGAACUCAAGGAGCCAGAGGCCAGAACCAACAGAACACUCUCUCCCUCUCUCCCUCUCCCUCUCCCUCCCUCCCUCUCUCCCUCUCCCUCCCUCCCUCCCUC
Molecule: messenger RNA, 2027 nt
Organism: Jaculus jaculus (lesser Egyptian jerboa)
Lineage: Eukaryota; Metazoa; Chordata; Mammalia; Rodentia; Dipodidae
Gene: Eya3
Product: EYA transcriptional coactivator and phosphatase 3
Exons: 18
Coding region: 182-1900 (572 amino acids)
Biological process (GO): positive regulation of DNA repair; cell differentiation; multicellular organism development
Cellular component (GO): nucleus
Molecular function (GO): protein tyrosine phosphatase activity
Source: RefSeq, a predicted model, not a curated record